Messenger RNA from Dermacentor andersoni, 8809 nucleotides. Its product is annotated as ribosomal protein S6 kinase-like 1. NCBI's taxonomy places the organism in Eukaryota, Metazoa, Arthropoda, Arachnida, Ixodida, Ixodidae. The record is from RefSeq and is a predicted model, not a curated record. Gene Ontology annotation, molecular function: phosphatidylinositol binding; ATP binding; protein kinase activity. Gene Ontology annotation, biological process: protein phosphorylation.
GUUCGGUUCAUCCGGUGUUAUGGUGGUGGUGUGUGCCGUGUAAGCAGCCCAAGUGCCGCCGUGGAAGUUUGCUCUCGCGCCUCUCGUUUCAAGGAUUACACGACAGGAUGAAGAACAUCGUGCAGUGUGACGUUCGUCACCGAAAGUUGUCGCGUCGGUGUUGUCUGUGACGUGACACAAGCUACCGAUCGUCUUCCGUCAUGGUUCACUCUGUGUUGUCGCUCGACUUGUCUCCUCCGCUCUGUUUAUGAUUUCACUCGACCAUGUCAAAGCUACCAGGUCACAACGAUUGGGUUAGGAGCUUCUGCGUGUCGAAUCCGACACGACACAAGAAAGGCUACACCAUCUACAAGGUUGUCUCCAAGGUGUUUCCCAAGAACUCGGUGGAAGCGGCCUCUCAGGUCGUAGUAUGGAAAAGGUACAGCGACUUCCGCAAGUUGUACAAGGCUCUCUUUCACCUUUACCAAGGCCUUCAUUUGAAAGGAAACUUUCCGAUGUUUGCCAAGGCUAGCUAUUUUGGUCGCUUCGAGGAAGAAACGGUAGAGGAACGGCGCAAGGCUGCUCUCUGCCUCUUGGAGUUUGCCGCCCAGUAUCCCGUCCUCUUCAACAGCCAAGUGUUUGUAAAAUUUUUCGAAAACAGCCAAGAAUGCCACGACGAUGUUGAAGGGGAGAUGUCGGGCCUGAGGCCACCCUUGCUGGCGCCGCCGUCCAAACCUAGUGACUCCUCAUCCAAUCAGUGCGUCAACAAUGCUGCGGAUCUUGCCGGAGGCGACUGUUCCUCUGAAGUAUCUUGGGGACCAUCUUCGACCGCCGAUGCCAUCAGCUUAGACUCGCGCACAACAACGGAGGAAGAGGCUGACCAGUCCGCUCGUUCGAUGGCCGCAGAAGGAGAGGAAGAGGACCGGCACCUAACCUCACAACAGACAUCGCCCACAGGAUUUCUCCGUCCUGACAUAGCUGAAUUUGACCCCAUCCUACAGAAGGAUGACAGUGAUGACCUGGCUUCGUUGAGCAAUGCAUGGAUCCUCUCAGCCGCUGAUGCCUGUGCUUGCCUUGGAGAUGAACCUACGCCGGCGCCUAGUGGUCCUGCGUUUGUUUUUCCCACUCCAGUCAAGGAAACGGUUGAGGAAGAGGCUGAUGACUGGACAGAGCUGGAGCUUAAAGAUGCAGAUGAUAGCUGCGAAGGCCGAGACAUGGGGCGGUCGAGACACGAGUCAUCCACGAGCUUCACACCUGGCACACCGGUGUCGCCGCUUGACGCGGAGGGUGUCGGUUACCUGCACGAGGCAACCAGCUAUGCUGCUAAAGCGUACGCCUGCGAAGCCCAAGGCGACUUUGUAGGGGCCUUCUCCCUCUACAAGGUGGCCGUCAGCAGCCUGCUUGAAGGAGUGCAAAAGGACAGCAGUGCCUCGCGGAGGGAUGCAGUUCGACGGAAGACUGCGCAGUACCUGGCACGUGCAGAGCAAAUAUACGAGCAUCGACUGGCGAGGCGCAUGGAAGGUGAACGGCGGUGGUCCCUAAGUCAAGGUCCCGAGGUUCUAGAGUCCUGCGCACCAACUUCUGGAAGCACUUCAGCGCCUACAUGGGGCCCUGGCCUAAGGGGGCCAGUUCAGGACCUGAAACACUACAAAGUCAUCGGUGUUGUUGGCACUGUGCUUCUCGUCUUGGAUAUGCGGCGGAGUCAGACUGUUGUCAUCAAGGUGCUGCACAAGAGUCCCAGUGGCUCUACUUCGGGUCGCCCUAGUGUGGUGCCUCAGGGUGUGCCCCACAUGGCCCAGCUGCUGUGCCUCUACGAGACUGACUGCUCAUACUUCCUGGUGCUGGAGUAUGCCCCGGGUGGCCGUCUCUGGGACUGCUUGGCACCUUAUCUCACAAACCGGCUGCCCUUGCCUAGCCCUGCUUGUGAAGUGUCCUGCGCGGGAUCUCCUUCCUCUGCCUUGAACGGGCCACCAGCAUGUCCCUGCUCACCAAGUGACCAACCUGUACCCGUGCCUCCUUCAGAAUGUGAUUUCGCUAUUGCUUGCUCAGAAUCUCAAGCCUCAAUUUCUGCCGCAUCAGUUGUAUCCGCCCUAAAUGAGACAUCUCUAAUCGAAGGAGGCAUCACUUCAAGUGAGCAGCCAUUGGUCAGCACCACCGAUGUGUCCAGAAUACAAACGGACACCAAUGAAAAUUCGUUACAGUUGCCAGUCGUUGUAAACACCCUGCCAUCUCAAAAUAGUGUUGAGCUUUCCAAAGUUUCAAAUAGCUGUGACACGCUGGGCUUGGAGAAGGCCACAAAGUCAAUUAACAUUCUGGCCAUUGACAAACCGAACAAAAAGCUAGCCCCACAGUUGUGUUGUAACAAAAACAGGAGUCAGGUAGUGGGCCGGUCUCUGGAGGACAUUGUCGGUCGGAACAAUGCCCUCAACGUUCCAGCCUCUAAGGCAGAAAGUCACAGUUAUUCCGGCGAGCACCUGAUGAAACAGGAAACACGGAAAGAUGGACCCAAAAAUGUGGGCAGUCCAAAAAAGCCAGUGAAGCGGUCGCUGUCUUCACAAGCUGCCCAGGCAUUUCGUGAGCUUGACAGCCUUUCCAAGCAGCUAGCCAAGCCCAGCCACCUCCCGGAAGCCUGCAUCCGGCUUUGGGCUGCAGAAACUGUGAUGGCGCUUGGUCACCUUCAUCGCUUGGGUGUCAUCCGGCAGGACCUCUGUCCACAUGACAUCCUUUUGGGAGAAGGCGGUCAUGUGGUGCUCACGUACUGCUGCUACUUCAACUGUGUUGACCGGUCACCUAGUCAGUUUGCACGGGAGAAUCAGUAUUGUGCUCCAGAGAUCGACAACUUGGGUCCUGUGACACCAGCAUGUGACUGGUGGAGUCUUGGAGCACUGUUGUACGAACUCUUCGUCGAGGCUCCACUGAUCUUAUGCCAUCCUGGGGGCAUUACGCCAAGCACUCGCCUUUACAUUCCUGCUCAUGUUUCUGCUGAAGGUGCAGACCUGCUGGAAAAGCUCUUGGCGUACCACGCCCAUCAGCGUCUCGGCUACGGUCCCACAGGCACAGAAGACGUCAAGUGCCACCCCUUCUUUGCCACGAUCGACUGGAAAAGAUUAAGUCUACCGAGGUGAACUCCGCAGUGCCGAGCCCUUACUUGCAAUUCGUGCAUCUUGCAUCGCCACAUUGGAGUCACUCAAGACCGUUCUCAUUUGGGACUGCUGUAUAAAGAAGUCAUAGUCGUUUCCAUCCAGCAUUCACCAGACAUUCGUUUGCUCGUGCACAUCGCACUGCAUUGCUAUAAACCAUACUCUUUUUUUUGUUGCAAGUGAUAAUGGUAGUGGUCAGAAUAGCCAUCAUCGCUGUACGUGUCACAGAUGAGUUCAACAAGAUAUUUAUUUGUUGCGUUUAUCAGAAAUUCGUGGCUUGGUUGUGUCCUUGCACAUUGUCACAUUGACAGUGCCUGGGCGAUUGAGGGCCAGUGGCGGCAUCAGAAACAACAGCGUCUGUGAUCAUUUCAGAUGUGUACGUAUUUGUUGAUGUGUGGGUCAGAUAUACUAGUAGGCUCAUUUCAAGACGAAUGUGAACAGACCUGGGAAGUCUGCUAGUGUUAUUAUGAGUUAGCCUGACAGAAGUGCACUGAACAUGUGAGAGAUAGAUACAUAAACAAUUAAUUUUUAAAGAUGACUUAGUUCAAGUCAGUUCACCUCAAAGGAGUCUGUACUUCAUUUUUUAUAGCGAAGCUGUUAAGGGGACUUCUACAACUGUCUUUGUGCGAUGGUAGCGAAGAAGCGAUAGCAACACAGCCUGCAUCAAAGCCUCGAAUGUGCUUUGAAACAUAAUUAUCAAGAUUUAGGGAAUAAAAGAUACCUCGAAUAAACAUCACUGGACUAGACAACAAUUUCAUUCAGGCGUAUCUUAGCCAGUAAUCCACGAUUUUCGUUUCUCACUUCGCGCUUAACUGGCUCCACUUUGGAGAUCAGCAAGGAGGGGCCCAAAUUGCAAUUUUGUGGGUAUAAUGUCUGUGACCUUUAGCUAAGAUCAACUUUAGUUUGGGUAGCAUACCAAGCACCUCAACGUUCAUGUUCCCACACUAUCAGUGCCCAGUUAGCGUCUCAGCAUUGGCUUCGGCAUCUACGGGCAUGCCAGGGAUCCUGCCUGCUACUAAUCUCAGGGCACUCCGCCCGAAAUCGUCCGCCCUCCUGCAAAGAUAGCAUCAAGGCCUCUGCCCCUAAGGAGCACUGUUUCACACUCAAAGGACGCGAGAAAUCCCUUGUACAGCUUUAUUGUUCUUGAUGUACCAGUUGCUUAGAGUGGCACACAUCUGCGUUUGGCUGACAUAGCACUUGUGACACAAAGUUUCAGUAUUUUGCUUUGUUGUGCGACGCCACAGUUCUUGUGCUUAUUAUUGUCGCACUGUUUGUUUGCCAUGAACCAUGGCUAACGGUGACUGGCAGGCUCCACUGAAUUGAUAAUGUUUCAAUUGAUGCCAGAAGUCUCAGCUUGUGCACCAAGCCGCUCAUAAAAUAAUUAAAUGAAGGGAAUGAAUUUUGGGACUGUUAUUAAUGUGGAUGAUAUCAAAGAGUGAGUCAAAAUGCCUGUUCUUUUAGUAAUAUGAAAAAGAUAAGAAAUGAGACCUGUAGUUGUCCUGGAUCUGACUUUUUUUUUAUCUUGUGGGAUUGUCUUGUUCAUGUUCUUAGAUUUAAUGUGCUUUUGCAUGGUAGUUUCUAAUUUAAGAUGUCAUGAUGCGAUUAGAGAGCUGCCGUGAUAGCGCCACACCAUGUUUCCAUUCAUGUGUUGCACUUUGGUGAAUCCAAAAGAGAAACAGAGCUAGUCAAGCUCAGUAAAAAGCGCCUGUUUCAGGUUUGUUUCCUUGCCUUUGUUUUUGAAAGAGGGGAAGCUUCAAUGUCCUCACAUUUAAAAGAAACUCUCUUUGGCAUUGAAUGAUUUGAUAAUGUACCACAACACUGAAUAGUGUGGGAAAAACAUGUAGUAUGGCAGUACAUAUUUAUGUCUUAAUACGUGGAGACAUGUAUUUAUCAUCACAUUGUACAAGUGCAGGCAUGCUGUAUGCGAGAACUGUAUUAGUUGUGCUUUGCUGUUUGCUGGAACGUUGCAUGGCAUGCUUUUGUUCAUUCCUCUAGCCCUCUCUUCGUUGUUUUUUUUGGGGGGCAGGUACGUUUCUUUCAAAUUGCAGAUACGUGGAACAGAGACAAAGCCUGUCAUCAAUGGGACACUAAAGAGGAAUGUUUCAGAGCAAGCUAGUUGGUAUUCCACCAUGACUAGAGUUGAACUGUGAAAGAAAAAACAGGGACGGAAGGACAGACACGGACACAGACAAAGAGGAAUUUGCAUUUGUGCUGUGUUAUACUAAGUUGCGAUUAUGUAGUACAGCAAAACAGCCAUUCUUGCACUUAGAGGAGGCCUGGUAAGCCAGAGAUAGGUGGCGGUGUUCAUUCUGACGUUUCUGCACCAGCUCUCCAUGAUCUGAUGCAUUUUUGAUGGUGCCUACUCAGAUCUCAGUAAGGCGGCUUUUAUACCAUAAAUUGACAAAGGUCACUCGAGCGACCAUGACUGGCGACCAAAGAGUGACUGACGCAUGGCAACCGAUGUUCACACCGGCAAGUGUGACCUGCCCAUCACCACUUUGAAAUGUCUUGCGGUUGGCGCCGUUCUUGUCUUGCUCACGCCAGCAUAGCCACAUAAUAUAAGCACCGGCGUAUUUUGAUGUUCUGCUCCUGGGGCUGCUGAUUGGUCCAUAAGCUUUGUGAUUUCGAUCACGGAGCUGAAAAAUCAGUCACCGAGCAACUUUAUGAAAUUUGUCGCUAUAGAGUGAUCAUUUGCAACUUGUUGUGACACGGCGGAAGUCGCUGUCUCUCAAGUUUGUUGCUUGUCGGUGAAACCCCAUACGAGCGAUGACUGCAGGUGGCACCACGAUGCAACGAGGAGACAGGCAGCCCAGGCAAUAUGCUCGGUCGUCUGUUUUGGUUUGUAAAUGGCACUGUUAAUUAAUGGCCAGUGGGCUCGCAUUUUAUACUGCAAUUUGCUCGUGAGUUCGGACCCUACUGCCGACAGUUGUACCACAACUUCUCUUGCACCCAUUUCUGAAACAGCGAGGUUUUGUGGAUCGAGCAUCCAUACUUCAUUGUAGCUAAAGCACUGCAACUUGCAGAACUAACCACAUGGAGUCUUGGCCAGUCAGUCGAGGUGCUUCCGGGCGCCCCACAUAACGAGUGACGAGAAUAAGUGAUCUGGUCCCAUAACGGCCUGUUUCAUCACUCUAGGCCGUCGCUAGUCAUUGUCGCAUAAAUCACGUGCAUGGGGUUUGGGCUUAACUUGGUCGCACGACCUUUGUGAAUUACCCAACUGUUUAUCAGUAAAAAGAUAACAUUGCAUUCGAAUGAAACUGAAGAAUCAACUUAUUGAGUUUUGAGAAGUUUUCCUGUGCCAAAAUGGCUCAAAUGCACGAAAAUACUUCGAAGUCCAUGGUCACACGGGCAUAUCAGUGCUGACAUAUUGGUACCGACUUUUCAGUGCUGACGUUUUGGUGCAAAAUUCAGUAUGGAAAAGUGUGGCCUUUAUUUUGUUUACCAGUAAUCAACCCUUUUCUGCCAAAUGAAAGGCUACGUUACCAGUCCAACUUGAUCAAGUUUUUCCUCUUUAGUGUCCCUUUAAAUGUUAUCUGUUGCAGUAUUGUGGAACCAAUUUCUGUGACAUGCCAUCAGUACGUUUAUUUGGAGAUUGGUAGAGGCGCACAAACAUUUGAAAAAUUUGAAUAGUGGAUAUAACCUACUUCAUUUUUUCCUCAGUCUAAAUAGCCACUAUUCGUCAUCAUCGAUGACGAUCCCCAAUUGCGCCUGUCCCGCACCAACUGAUUCCAACUUGCGCCUACAAAUUUCCUAAUUUCAUCACCCCACCUAGUUUUCUGCCAUCCUCGAUUGUGCUUCCCUUCUCUUGGCGCCCAUUCUGUAACUCUAAUGGUCCACCGGUUAUCUAUCCUACGCAUUACAUAGCCUGUUCAGCUCCAUUUUUUUCUCUAAAUGUCAAGUAGAAUAUUGACUAUCCCCGUUUACUCUCCGAUCCACGCCGCUGUCUUCCUAUCUCUUAACGUUACACCUAAGUUUUUUUAUUUUUUAAGUGUACUUAUCAAAUGACAAUACUCUUUAGUAAAUUUCAAAUGUAUAAUGCAUUGUAUUAAUGUUGCUGGGAGGUGGGGGGGUUUAUGUCGUUGACAGGCAUAUUUUACAUGUAUAAGCUAAAUCUCCCUGUUGUAACACAAUUCGGUGGAUGAAAAAUAUGAAGCCAGGCAGUGUAAUUGUAAAGCUAUACUAGAAGAUUGCAUUGUAUUCACAUGUUUGAAUCACAUACAAUUUGUUUUUAUGCAAAGUCAUCUUUAGGCAUAAAGCUAGCAGUUUGAGAUUGAUGCUUGGAUGAAGUAUUGAAGUGGUUAGAUUGAGAAGAACCAGGCAUGAGAGUCAAUCGGGAACCUCUCAGCAGUUUGUGGUUUGCAGAUGACAUUGCCCUGUUCAGCAAUGCUGGAGCUGCCUUGUCACACAUGGUUGAAGAUCUUAAUCAACUUAAUCAAGUCUGAAUGUAGGUGUGAGAAUUAAUAUGUAGAAGACAAAGGUAAUGUUCAGUAGCCUGGAAAUAAAACUAAAGUUUGUGAUUGGCAGUCAGCCUCUAGAACCUGGCAAGAGUAUGCUUACCUAGGGCGGCUACUCACAGGGGACGCUGAUCAUGAGAAGAAAAUUUACAGAACAAUAAAAAGGGAUUGGAGUGCAUAUGGCAGGCACACUCGGUUCACAACCAGCGGCUUACUACUAUCCUUCAGAAGUGCAUAAUCUUUGCAUUCUACUGGUACUAACAUAUGGGGUAGUAACUUGAGAAGUUGUUAAAGACCAUGCAACAAGUGUAAUGGAAAAUGUUGACUGUGAAGGGGCAUGGCUUUGUCAUGUGAUACUGUUUCUUAGGUCACAGCAAGCUUAUAUCUUUGUUUUCUCCUCUGUAAAGUCAAACGACAAUGGGGAAAAAAAAGUGAACAAGUCGGUAGCGUCAUACAACCACCUUGCAACCGUCCAUCAUCAUCUAGUGUGUGCAGUGAAUGAAGUUGUGUUCAGUAGACUCUGUUAAGAUGAACCCCGAGAGACCUUGAAAAUGUACUAACUUUACAAGAAGGCAUGCUUUAUUGCCAACAGUACCGGAAUUUCACUUUUGCUAAAUUGGUAAUAAAUGAGUAGUCAAGAGUUCAACGAAAGUUCGUCUGGUCAGGUAACAUGAUGAUGAAGAAAUUGCAGUCACUGACCAAGUCGAGGUGAAGAUAACAGAAAUCGUAUUCGGUAUUUAGAGACUUUACUAUUAAAUUAACAAAUCUUAUAACUGCUUCCCAACCUUUGUACUUGCUAAGUGUCAUCCUUUAUACAUGCAAAAACCACGUGGUAGAGAUUCUGCAACUUUUGAAAUGUGCUGGUACUCCUUUAAGUGCCCCAAACAUGCCCAGCAACCUGGGCAUGUUCUGGCAGGACGAAGAAUUCGUCCUACCAGCGUUCACCUAAAACAAGUCUACUGUGCCUGUUAAAGCAAAUGGUGUGCAAGUGUGUGUCGUGGUAAACCAUAUGUCACAUGUGCCAAAUUUCUGCUCUCCUGUUUCACUAAAUCACUAAAGUGACUACCGUGUGAUUGCUUCUUUCACUUUUCCUUUCCGUCUCGAAUAAUAUUGCUACACAAAAUUUUAUUCAUAGGCUUCAUGUGGACAUUGUUGCUGCUGCUGUUUUAAAGCAAAUGGUGGUUGGUUAUGCGCAGAAUAAAGCAAUCAUAGUUAAUCGGUGGAUGGCACCACUCA